ACAUCACUCUCGUAAAAAAGCUUUAUGGAGCUACUGAGCGAGUCGAAACAGGACAGAAAGGACGGUGGUUGUCGUGGCUGUUGGGAGCUGGCGAAAUAGAAACGAAAUGAAGGCCUUGGGUUUAGUGUUUAGAUCGAGGAACUGCCUUGUUUCCCGGCUCGUCCAAGUGACUGCGCUGGCACAAAGCGCCUCCACAUCGUCUACCAACAAGCCAAGGUUUGGCUUGCUGUUUGACAUUGAUGGCGUCUUGGUUCGUGGAAAGACUCCUAUCCCAGCAGCUAAGAAAGCCUUCCGGAAGCUGGUGGAUUCCAAUGGUCAAUUUGUCAUCCCCGUCGUUUUUGUCACAAACGCUGGGAACUGCCUGCGGCAGAAGAAAGCUAAUCAGCUGUCUCACAUUUUGGACGUUCCAAUAUCCCAGGAUCAAGUUGUGAUGUCUCACAGCCCUUUAAGAAUGUUCAGGAAAUAUCAUGACAAGUGUGUUCUGGUAUCAGGUCAAGGACCAGUGCUGGACAUUGCCAAAAACUUGGGCUUUACCAAGGUGAUCAGUAUAGACAUGCUAAGAGAAUCCUUUCCUCUGCUGGACAUGGUGGACCACAACAGACGCCCAAAGCUGCCAUCCUCUCCUAUUGUGAACCGCCCUAUAAUUGAAGCUGUGAUACUUUUUGGGGAACCCAUUCGAUGGGAAACCAACCUACAGCUGAUUAUUGAUGUUUUGCUGACCAAUGGGAAUCUGAGUAAUACAUUUGAGACCUCCCACUCCUCCCACCUGCCACUCUUAGCCUGUAACAUGGACCUCUUGUGGAUGGCAGAAGCACAGUCACCACGAUUUGGUCACGGAACAUUCAUGGUGUGCCUGGAGAACAUCUACAAGAAGAUCACAGGCAAGGAGCUGAAAUAUGAGGCCCUAAUGGGGAAGCCCAGUGAGCUGACCUACCAUUAUGCCGAGUACCUCAUCAGAGAACAGGCUGUACAGAGAGGCUGGCGAGCGCCUGUCACAACCCUGUAUGCUGUUGGGGACAACCUCAUGACUGACAUCUAUGGUGCCAACCUUUAUAAUCGUUACCUUGAGGAACGGCUGACCAGGAAGAAUGCUAAGACACUGGUACAGGUGGCAACAGGCACUGGAGUGCCGUCACAGGUCGCCCAGGACAUGGAUGUAGAUGGCAGCUGGGAGACCGAGCUGGCCUCCCCUUCUGCCACCUCCUGCAAGUCUAUCCUGGUGUGCACUGGGGUGUACAACCCACACACUGAGGUGCCCAGGGCUGCCAGCCAGUGCCUCAAACAGACCGUCUUCCAUGGGCACCGGGACUUCCACAUCGACCCAGCCCUAGUGGAGCCGGGCAGCAUUAUCCGGGAUGUGGACGAUGCCGUUGAGCUCAUCUUCGAGAUGGAGAAGUUUGUGACACUUGUGUAGUUAUGACAACGGGAUAUGCAGAUGCUGCUCUGAAGUUGAUUUAGCUAUGUGAUACUAAGCACAAUGCCACAUUUUAAAACAUGACACUAAAGAUACUGUGGUAUAUUAUUCAUUCAUAAAGAACGCUUGCAGUACUGUAAUUUGACUUCAGUGCUGUCUCUUCAGAUGGUUACUUUUUGUGUUUGUUUUAUCCCAUAGGAACCAUAUUUACAUUUUUCUGUAUCUGUACAAUAGUUUUUGUUCUUUCCAAAGUCAUUUUACAGUACAUUACUGUAAAUUCUAGUUAUUUGAAUUUUUAAGUAUUAUUAAUGUUUAAGUAUGGCCCUCGCUGCUGUUUAAGGAGUUGGUGAACAUUGCCCUUUUACACUGAGCAGAGGUCAGUUUUACCAUUUCUCUUAUAAUGGUUAAGGCUAAGGAACAUUCACACAGCAGAAUUUUAGCUUUGUUUUUACUUGAAACAGUGCUUAGUACAAUUUGUUUCAUAUUGCAAGUGGUUUCACGAUUUUCCUGCCAUUUUGUUAGGAUUUUGCUAAUAUAUAGUAUUAACCAACUGUUGCUUUUGAAAAUAUCAUAAGGGCAUUUUAACAUCUUUGUUUUAUUCCAUACAUGUUUGUUUACAUACAAGUUACACUGUAAUGUUUAUUGAAAUACAAUGUUAAUGGUACAAUUUUAGUACUCAAGUAGUGAAAUGUAUAACACUGAAGCAAAGCAUUUUUUGUGUGUUAUUUGCAAUAGUGAUUUACACAAAUGUUUCACUUUUUGAAAUUUUUACUUAAAUUGUAUAAGCUUUUAUUUAAAUGACAUCACUAUUAAUUUUUUAUCAAAUAUACUGGGGGGUUUUAUUCCUUAAAGUACUGAAAGUCAUUAGUUUCCUAGUUUCUUUUGAUAUAAUAUUAGAAAGUAUUACGAAUUUGCCUAUACUGUUUGACACCAGCAUUUGGGCAAGACUUGUGUUUUAAUGUCAACAUUCACUGUCAACAUGACCUCUGAUGUACCAUUAAUCUUUUUAAAAGUGUUUUAAAUUUUUAGUUAAUUUACUGUUACAUUUGUGCACUAAGGGUGUCUGUAGUGCCAUCAUAAUUGUGAGUUCGUUUUACAUGUGUUUAUGAGAGCAAUAGGAGCAUUGUAAGUGUACCACUACAUUUUUAUGGUCUCUUUUUUAAACACUGCCUUAUCUAUGAUUUAAGCAGAUAAAUAAACUCAUUUUAAUUAUUAAUUAUGAGGUUAAUCUUUAAAAAUAUAUAGAAAAAUGUUUAACCACAUCUCUUAAGAAACAGAAAGUUCGACCUUAUUUCUAAACAAUAAAGGCCAACAAAAAGAAAGUGCUACCACUGUGACAUUGUGUUGCAUGUAUAAUGUAUUUAUUUUAAAUGUAUAAUUAUUCUUGAAAUGUUGAUAAAAGUAUUUUAUUCAGAUGUUAAAGUCACUGGGUUCAUAUUUAUAAUAAAAUUUGCAAUUAUU
Molecule: messenger RNA, 2875 nt
Organism: Electrophorus electricus (electric eel)
Lineage: Eukaryota; Metazoa; Chordata; Actinopteri; Gymnotiformes; Gymnotidae
Product: haloacid dehalogenase-like hydrolase domain-containing 5
Biological process (GO): glycerophospholipid biosynthetic process
Cellular component (GO): mitochondrion
Source: RefSeq, a predicted model, not a curated record